This is a messenger RNA of Colossoma macropomum (tambaqui), 1970 nucleotides long. It is a transcript of the gene chrna3, whose product is annotated as cholinergic receptor, nicotinic, alpha 3. NCBI's taxonomy places the organism in Eukaryota, Metazoa, Chordata, Actinopteri, Characiformes, Serrasalmidae. The record is from RefSeq and is a predicted model, not a curated record. The transcript has 6 exons. Gene Ontology annotation, biological process: monoatomic ion transmembrane transport; chemical synaptic transmission; signal transduction. Bases 95 to 1717 code for a protein of 540 amino acids. Gene Ontology annotation, molecular function: acetylcholine-gated monoatomic cation-selective channel activity; transmembrane signaling receptor activity. Gene Ontology annotation, cellular component: postsynaptic membrane; synapse; neuron projection.
CUCGCGCUCUCUCUGCUCGUCUGCCUCCACUUUGUCCUCCGGUUCCAAACAAGAUUCAUGGAUUAAUAUAACAGGACUUGUUCUGAUUUUUACAAUGAACGCUGGACUUCUCCUUCCCUGCUGCAUUCUCGCUUUCCUCUUCCAGGGUGGAACCUGCUCAGAGGCGGAGCACAGGCUGUUUUCUGUGAUCUUCUCCAGCUAUAAUCAGUACAUCAGACCGGUGGAGAAUGUGUCUGACCCAGUGAUAGUCCAAUUUGAGGUGUCCAUGUCCCAGCUGGUUAAAGUGGAUGAGGUCAACCAGAUUAUGGAGACGAAUCUGUGGCUGCGACACGUGUGGAAUGACUACAAGCUCAGGUGGGAUCCCAAGGAUUUUGGAGGAGUGGAAUUUAUCCGUGUCCCAUCCAACAGGAUUUGGAAGCCAGAUAUUGUGUUGUACAACAAUGCAGUGGGAGACUUCCAGGUGGACGAUAAAACCAAAGCUCUUCUUCGCUACAACGGAGACGUGACAUGGAUUCCUCCAGCAAUCUUCAAAAGCUCCUGCAAGAUCGAUGUCACAUACUUUCCCUUUGACUACCAGAACUGCACCAUGAAAUUUGGGUCAUGGACCUACGACAAGGCCAAGAUUGACCUGGUACUGAUUGGUUCCACAAUCAACUUGAAGGACUUCUGGGAAAGUGGAGAGUGGAUGAUUAUUGACGCUCCAGGCUACAAGCAUGACAUCAAAUAUAACUGCUGUGAGGAGAUCUACACAGACAUCACCUACUCCCUAUAUAUCCGCCGUCUGCCUCUUUUCUAUACCAUCAACAUGAUCAUCCCCUGCUUGCUCAUUUCAUUCUUGACAGUUUUGGUCUUUUAUCUUCCGUCUGACUGCGGUGAGAAAGUGACACUGUGUAUUUCGGUUCUUCUCUCCCUCACUGUCUUCCUCUUGGUCAUCACCGAAACCAUCCCAUCUACCUCUCUGGUCAUUCCGCUGAUUGGCGAGUACCUUCUAUUCACUAUGAUCUUCGUCACACUUUCAAUCGUCAUUACAGUGUUCGUGCUCAAUGUGCAUUACCGAACGCCAAAGACCCAUACAAUGCCUCGCUGGGUUCGCCGUGUGUUCCUCAGCCUUCUCCCCAGAGUUAUGUUCAUGACCAGGCCUGAGAGAGACCCAGAAAGGCCUCGGAGUUCAGGAACUUCUGCUCGAUCAUGUGCCCUCCAUAAUACCUCCUUAUUUCCUCAACAUCUUACCAAACAGCAGAGUCUUCCAGGCAGCCUGCAUCCACGUGCUCAUCUCUUCCUCAGCACAGAGCUCAACACUUUGAGUGAGGCAGCAAAGUCUGGCACAAGUUUCCUGUGCAGAGAAGGAAGAUGUAACUGUUGUUUGAGGCAGCACCCCAGCAAACUGCCCCCAGAUGGCGGUGCUGGCAGCGGAGGCCCUGGUGGUCUGGUAGGAAAUGGAGGGGGAGGAAGCAGCCCUUGUUCAAGCUCUGAUUCUUUGGAUGGAGGACUUUUGACCUUCUCAGCACUUUCACCAGAGGUCCGAGAGGCCAUUGAGAGUGUUAAGUACAUUGCAGAGAAUAUGAGGCUUCAGAAUGAGGCCAAAGAGGUCCAAGACGACUGGAAAUAUGUUGCCAUGGUGAUUGACAGAAUCUUCCUGUGGGUGUUUAUCCUGGUGUGCAUUCUGGGGACGGCUGGGCUCUUCCUGCAGCCGCUCCUUUUGGGAGAGGACAUGUGACACUUGCACAGACGCAGACUCAGUGACCGGACCAACGGAUUAAACAGAGAGACACAAAAUGACUUUAGAAACCUUCUGUGCAGCUUUGCAGGCAGCGAAUGCAGGAUGUUUACAACCUGCACCAGUUCCUGUCUCAAGCCCUUUGCUCAAGAAGACUUUAAAACAGCUCCUAGUCCUUUGGACACUGUGUAUUUCUUUCUCCAGUCAUGCUUCUAAAGGUCUUUGGGGAAAAAAUAAAAAAGAGCAUCAAUAA